CCCAUUCAUCCCCCACUUUCCUCUGAAAUUCACCCGUCUGCCCUUUCGUGCAACCUCGGUACCACCAUGGCCACCAUCCCCGUUGAUCCGCUCGAGAAGGUCGUCGUGAAGCUGCCCCCUCCGGCCUUUUCCGACAUUGCAAAGGCCUCCAACGACCUCAUCAACAAGGACUUCUACCACGCUGCCGCAGCCGCGCUCGAGGUCAAGCUCAAGGCACCCAACGGCGUCAGCUUCACCGCCAAGGGAACGUCGGCGCAUGAGGGACCCGUCUCCUCCUCGCUCGAGGGCAAGAAGGCGCUCGCCAACGGUACACACUCCCUUCCUUUUCCUUCAAGUCUUGUCCAUUGUCUAUCGCUUCCAAUACGAUUAUUCGAGUCUGAUUACUUCCAAUCCUUCCCUCACUUUCGAUGCUUGAGAUCCGGUCUGCAAGUACACUAUCGGUCAUCAACAUUCUCACCCUCAGAUUUCCAACCUAAGCGAGUAAUCAUCUUUCUGACGUACAGACGGCCAGGCAUCAGCAUCACGCAGUCGUGGAACACGGCCAACCUGCUCUCCACCAAGGUGGAGCUCGACAACACCUUCGCCAGCGGCCUGAAGACGGAGGUGCUCUCCAACUUCAACCCCGCCAAGGGCAACCAGGGCCAGAAGCUCAACUUCCACUUCAAGCAGGCCAACUUCCACGGCCGCGUCUUCGCGGACCUGAACCCCAGCGGCGCCGUCAGCACUACCGCCGACGCUGUCCUCAGCCACGAGGGCUUCCUGGUUGGAGGUGAGGUCGGCUAUGAUGUGCAGAAGGCUGCCAUCACCAAGUACUCGGCCGCCGUCGGCUAUACCACUGCCACGUACAACGCCGCCAUCACUGCCACCAACUCCCUGAACGUGUUUGCCGCCUCGUACUACCAGAAGGUGAACGCCGCCGUCGAGGCUGGCGCUAAGGCCACCUGGGACGCCAAGCAGGGCUCCGCUGUUGGCCUCGAGCUCGCGGCCAAGUAUAAGAUUGACCCGGCCUCCUUUGCAAAGGCCAAGAUCAACAACCUCGGCAUCGCGUCGCUUGCGUACAACACCAAGGUCAACAGAGGUCUUACCUUUGGCAUUGGCGGCUCGUUCGAUACGCAGAAGCUCAACGAGGCUGGCCACAAGCUCGGAACCAGCUUUACCUUCGAGGGUUAAAUGGGUACGAUGGGAUGUGGCUGGAGGUGUAGAACGGUUGGAUGGAGCAUGUGCGUGGGCUAGGAUUUCAGCGACGCAGCGAGUCGACAUGUUUUGCUAGUCAUGCCAUGAGCAUUCAGUUUGCAUUGCACGUUGACAUGUACAACAGUUCACUCAAUGCCGCAUUUAAUACCCACUUUUGUACAUGGGACUCUCCGCUCGCCAACCAUGGUCAUUACCUGCGUUCAGACCUGGGACCUUCGGUCCUAUCCUUUAUUAACUUGGCACCCAAUCCUAUACAAACGAGGGUACCGGAGAUCAUCAGGAACCUUGCAAGGGUCCCGUGGACUUCG
Messenger RNA from Westerdykella ornata, 1502 nucleotides. RefSeq lists its product as uncharacterized. Gene Ontology annotation, cellular component: mitochondrial outer membrane. The record is from RefSeq and is a predicted model, not a curated record. Gene Ontology annotation, molecular function: voltage-gated monoatomic anion channel activity. Gene Ontology annotation, biological process: monoatomic anion transmembrane transport. The coding region runs from base 67 to 1170 and encodes 367 amino acids. The transcript has 5 exons. NCBI's taxonomy places the organism in Eukaryota, Fungi, Ascomycota, Dothideomycetes, Pleosporales, Sporormiaceae.